AUGGAGAAUCUCAAACAUUUGUUGAUAUUAUGUUGUUAUGGAGGUGUUCCGUUUAUCGACUAUGGGCCCGGAACGAACGAAACAGAUGGCAAGUUGGACAUGAGCAAUAUGCUGGACCCCACGGAUUGGAUUGCCGUCGAUUCUUCAGGUGAUUUGAGGGGUACUAGUCACUUAGCUGUAGUUUUUAGAGAAGAUUCAUAUUAGAAAAUAUCAUAAUAUCAAGCGCAAACGUGAUCACUUGAAUUUAUAAGAUUAAAAAAAAUUUUUUUUGAAUUUAGACACAACAAAUUUUAUCUUUGCAAAAAUUUGUUUUGGUUACUGUAUUUUCGAAUAUUUUUGCUUUGAAUUGUGUAAUUACCUUUCGUAUAAAUUUUUGGUUUUCUUUGCAUCGGUACAACUAUAAUAACUAAGCCCUAAUGAAGAUGCAUGUUUGUCAUGCCCUAGAUUAUAGAUCACUCCUGUUGUAUGAGAUGGCCAAAAACAUGUGACUUGCCCAGAAAUAAACACAUCUCAGAAUACUUAUUUUCGGAAAAAAAACUAAAAAGUCCGUCAUUCUGCUGGCAAAAAAUCAAAAAAAGUUACAUGAUUUUUUUUCAAAGAACCUCUAAGACAUCAUAUUCAAUAUUAUUAUCAGGCUCGCUUUUGAACGCCUCCAUUCACCCGGAACUCUUGGCCGAAAACCCUGGCCUGGCCACACUGAUACCCUUGAAUGCAGACAUCCAGCUGGAUUCUUGCGAUCUCUACAACCUCACAUUCAGCAGCAAUGCCGACCAGAAGCUGUUUGACGUCGGCCACGGAACUCUGAAAUGCAGGUCUGUCGCAAAGCCUGAGGGCCGAAAAAAACAAACGGAGAAAGCGGCAUUCGGGGUUUUAUAUUUUUUAUGCCAUGUUUUUCUGGUCGUAAAAAGACGGGAAAAGAAACGAAUUUAAUCGAUGCCAGGGGGUUUCACGGCGGGACGUGAGCGUCGGAACGGCCACAUUGUGAAGGAGUUUUGAUUGAGGCUAGACGGGAUUUUGAGGUCUGUCGAACAUGUGUUAGGAGUUACGAAAUCUUGUCAACUCUGAGUAAUCCAGAUAUUUUUUGAGAUAUAUUUCGGAUUUUUCUCAUCAAUUUUAAGGACCUUUAAGCAUAUAAUUAUUUACUGCAUCUUUUAAAAAAUCCUACUUGAAACCUUGCGAAAUGUCAUCCAAUUACGCAAUAAUGUUAUCAAACCCUCCGGGCCCCCAAAAUCCUCGCAUUUCUCUCCGAAUUCUUCAGUUUUCCGUUUCGGCCGUUCUAAUCCGUUCGUUGGGACAGCGGGUUUUGUACUCCUUUUGUCUCUUCAGGUGUCCACGCAAACAUUUCGGAAGCGCAUGUCAUUUAAACGCCCCUAUUAGUCUCAAACUCACCAUGAAUUCGACGAUUGCGGCGAUUCACAACACGACUAAUGGCAAUCCGUUUGCCGUGGUCAUGCUGAUGUUGAUGUGUUUGAUGGCUGCGAUGGCUGCUGUGUUUAUGGUAGGUUGUGGAUUUUACAUUAGAUGGUUAACCUUCGUAUCUUAUGUCAAGUAUCUCUUUAGUAAGCUAUUUAUAUUGUAUUAUAAUAGGUUACUGGCCGCUUCUAUUGAUGUGAAUUGCAUAAAAGAACUCGAUAUCCCGGCCCUUAGUGUACAUUCGCAUGUCCUGUAACCCGACCCAAUCCUCAAAUUGUACGAUUCUCUUGUUAUUUACUGAUAGUUUUAUUUGUAAUCUUUUGAGUAAAUGCAGGGCGUCUGUGUUCUUUUGUGCUGCGACUCUCCUCAUUUCCUUUCAAGCGUUGGAUUAGACAAAAAAACGCUGGGCAAGUUCAUAACUCACUCCUCUUCGCUUAGUGCCCUCAGGGCUUUAAAUUUUAAAUUACAAAAAAAGGCCGAUUAUUACAGCUGGCGCGAGGUCUUAAGGGUGCGAGAUACCUGCGGGCAUUGACUAAUUAGAGGCAGUUAUCUGGAGGAAUGGAAUCGCCAGUCCCUGAUGUCCAUUAAUGCCCGCAGGGCUUCUUUUCGUAUUUUCGGCUCUUUCUUUUCGUUUUUUGGCCGUUUCUCGUUCCCGUCGCAAAAAACGGAAAAAUGGGCGCAUGGAAUGUCCGAAAGAGGCACGUUGAGAGGACGUGCUGGUGGUCGUUCCCCACCCUCACAUCCCCCCUGAAAUCCAUUGUUUCUGGAGGGAUUUCAUCGCGGUUUUGUUUGUUUUUUGUGAAACUGGGCCGCGAACAAUGGACUAGUCCUCGCUCAUUCUCAAUCGGAGAGCCCGUUCGGAUUGCCUGAGGGUGAAUUGUUUCCGCCAUUUUAGCAGGACAUUCUAUGAGCCCGAUCGGAGGAUGAACGUAACAUCAUUUAUGCAACUUCUUACGUCCCCGUUUCGUUGUAAUGCCCGCCUUCGCGGCCCUUGGCCUCACCUGUUCACGCGAGUCCCAAUCUCAUGUCGAUUCCAAUUUCAUUCGAAACCGGCGGGCAUUAUUUAAAAAGCAUUCCUUGGCUCAUUUUCUUGGACAUUACUUUUUUAAUCGGCGAUUAUGUAAUUACCCGACCUUGGCGUAUGUAAUGUGGCGAGAUGUAAUUUUAUUUCGUUAUAGAUGAUGCGGGCCUGCUUCUGUGAUUGUUUUGGAGGAUUCAAGAGUCCGUUUUCCUCGCGGGAGAGUCAAGAUCUGGAUCCAGAAGCCGUAAAUCGAUGUUUACAGAUGGCCCGCGCCCACGAGGAGCAGGACAAGAGGAAUUAUGUAGGUCUCAAAUCAGUUUUCUCAUCCAAACAUGCUCCCAUGCACAUUAAUUUUUUGAAAUAAUUCUCCACAUUUCAGGGAGAGUCGCGGCAUCCGUUGAUUCCAUCGAUCAGCGAAGGCUGUGCCCCUUACAAUCCACCCGUUUUAUCGGUUGGCCAAUUCGAGGUGGUCCCUCCCCCUCCUCGUCAUUGUUCUCCUCCACCUUCCUAUCGAUCUUCCACCAACAGUUUGGAUCAAAUCCCUUCCCAUAAAUUGUAA
Bursaphelenchus xylophilus (pine wood nematode) is the source of this 2993-nucleotide messenger RNA. Lineage: Eukaryota; Metazoa; Nematoda; Chromadorea; Rhabditida; Aphelenchoididae. The record is from the annotation of a GenBank genome assembly.